Messenger RNA from Spodoptera frugiperda (fall armyworm), 9404 nucleotides. RefSeq lists its product as uncharacterized. The record is from RefSeq and is a predicted model, not a curated record. The coding region runs from base 581 to 3328 and encodes 915 amino acids. Lineage: Eukaryota; Metazoa; Arthropoda; Insecta; Lepidoptera; Noctuidae. The transcript has 10 exons.
CUCCUCGCACUUGCGCCCGCGAAUACCAAAUUGAAGUAUUGAUUUGUUUACAAGUAGCAGUGCACGGGAUUUCUCGAGUAUCUUGCACUAUAGCUAUAUCCUACAGCCUUGUCAGAUGUGGAGAUAAUAUCCCGCUUAAUUACUGCCUUCCGUGUCAGACUUUAUCAGUGGUCGGUGCCAGCUGUGAGCCUUCCGCGAGUCCGUUGCUAAAAGCUAAUUACAACAGUUUGGGGCGAGUUGUUUUAUCGAUCACUCGCCCUUCCGUGCCCCGCUCCAGUGGUGUUCUCCAACCCGCUACCAGACUUGAUAAGGAUCUGAGAAUGUGCGACGAAAUGAUGUAUGUGUAUGUGAACGGUUUUAUUCACGAAUUGGGUCAUCGAUGAGUUUCUCUCGGCGGGCGGCGGCGGGCGCACGCGGGCUAUUCGCGCGGGACACUCGAUAAUGAUUGUUUAUUUAUUCGAGGUGUAGUUCCGUCUCCCAGGCAAUGGAAAGUGCAGUGCUUGUGUUUUGAGGGCUAUCAGAAAACAGUAGUCAUGUAUGGGAUGUUGUUUGUUGGCUCACUGGCGGGUAACAAGGUGGAAUGGAUAGCGGCAGGCUGGAGGCGGCCCCUUCCGGGGCGGUACACUUGGACACAGUGAGGGCCCUGCACCAGACUGUAGUCUCACUUAGAACUGCACUUGAGGUCUCCAAGAAUGAACUGAAACAGUUGAAGGAAAAGUAUGAGCAGCACUCUCAUUGCUUAGAAUAUGCAGAUGUUAUAGAAAAAUUGACUUUAGAGAACCACAUUUUGAGGCGGAGGAUUAUAGAAUCUGAUUAUCAAGAAAAGGACCCUGAUGCACAGAACAUAAAGUUGGAAGUUACUUACAGCCCUAAUACACACAAUAUUGAAGAGUUCACUAGUAGUGAAGUGGUGAUAGCGACUGCUACAGACAGGAACAGCACUAUAGAUGAGCUAGAGCCUAUUCCCCAGGAAUCUGAUGAGAACAGUAACUUCUGUUCGGCUGAGAAGUUGAAUGAGAUCCCAGAGGAUGUAGAGGAAUUUUCUGAAGCCCCGGAAUCUCCUGCAUUCAAUGAGUCUGCAGAGUCAGUUCCCCCUGAUGAUGCAAAUAACAACACAGAAUUAGGAGAAAUCUCUCAGGUCUCAAGUUUGCCUAAGGAAACGGAGGAGCCUGAAGAACUCCACCAACCAAGUUUCAAGACUAAGCUUGAACUACUAUCAAAGUUUGAUGUGCGAAUAAAAGUGCGGACUUUGAAAGAAGGUACAAUUGUUUCUAGUACCACAUCGGAAAGUGAUUCUUCUGAAGACCGAAGAGGUUUUGAGAAGGAUUCGGUGUUUACUGGACAACGGUUUCAAGAGAAAGAGGGUCAGGUUGACAAUAAGACGGUGAAUAUAAAGUCUGUUACUACAGACAACGUCAGGAUGGCUGUCCCGAAUGAAGCGGAUGUUAAAAGCAAGUCGGACAAGUUUGAUGUCCAAGUGAGGAUCACCUCGGAGGAGAACCUGGUUGUGAAGGAGAAUAUUGAGAGGAGCAGACGGAAGGACACACUCAACUUGGAUGUUGAUGAUCUGAGUCUUAGAUCGUUGUCUGAAGGCGACAACUCAGUGUUCUCUGAAGGGGGCACGACUCCCAUAGACCCUAAUGCUGCAGCAGCCAAUGAAGAGAAACAAGAAGAUAAUGCAAGUGGCAACGAAUCGGAAGAAGUUGACGAUAUAGAACUUAUAUUUACUACAGACGAGUCGAAGGAUAUGAGUAAUUUGCAGGAGGACCUCGUCUCCAUUCGUGAGGGCGACCAAUGGGCUCCUCAAUCCGCGUCAACAGCGCACUCCACACCAGUUCUCAUAAAGUUCCACACGUUAGACCCUGACUUCCAACCAGGACAGGAGACUAAAACCACACCAACAGAGAACCAGGAGAACAAUGAAAGACCGAUAGAAGUCUCCAAACAGAAGAGGGUCUCGCUCCCAAAUGAUAAGGAGAUCAGGCACGUCGCCUUCAAUGGGAAGGGAAGCUUAGAUCUCCCCGGCCGUAGCAUCCUGAAGAGUUGUGACAACAGAUCGGAUAAUAUGCUGUACAGAAAGAGCCCUAACGCGAGUUCUAGGAGGCUGGACAGUAUUGACAGUCUGACUUGCGAGUACAACAGGGGCCUAAGUUUUGAUAACACGAAGUCUUCCAGCUUCGAACUUGGAUCCAGUAUGGACAUCCUACAUAGGGAGGAGAGUGUGGAUAGUUUCCACAGGAACAUUAAUUUAGGACAUCGGUAUUCCGUGUUUGCGGAGACUGAUAUCUCCAAGUGUGGUACGUCGGAAGAUGACUUAGCUGCUAACUUGAAUGUCAGGAGGAAUACUUGCCCUAAUCCGUUUCAGUAUAGGCCCUCAAACUUCCGAGGCGUGUCCCGGCCUCCCGGUCCGUUCAAGGCUGGCACGGCUCGGCUCCGACCCGUGUUACGCGACGGAGCGCAUCCUCGCCGGGAGAGCGGCGCACAAACCGACGUGUGCGCGUUACCACCUCGAUGGAGCUCCGAUGGAUAUCUUGCGCAUAAGUUGCCAGUGCCAACAACGAACGUGCCGACAGUCCCGUCCCGCGCCGCGCCCACGACGCGCCGCCUGACGGUACCGGACGCGCGCCCGCCGCCGCCCGUACGCCGCACGGACGAGACGCGACGAGUGCUGCUCAGUGAUAUUGGGUUCACAUCGAUGGUCCCCGAGUUGUCUCGUUCAGCGGACCCGGUGUGGGCGCUGGGCAAGCGACAGUCCCACCCUGACGACUCUACCACCACCUCUACUUCCAAAUUCCUGUCUCGCGGCUCGUCGUACCGCUCGCCGUGCCUCAGCAUAGACAGGAGCAACGACUGGACGCCGCAGAAUGUCUACUUACCGUCAUCUAGAGAUUCUAGCCGUCCCUGGCGCAGCUCCUUGCCAGACGUGCGCCGUGAUGAUACGGAUGAACUGCUGGAAGAAGCUGAAAUGUUCGUGAGGCGAUCUAUUGACAAUCUACAGGCGCCAUCUGUUGACUUGGAGAAAUCAAUUGGCGUGACGGGCCAGCCGUACAUCCCGUCGGAGCCCCGACAGCUGAGACUCGGACACACGGUGAAGGUGAUCACACCGCACGGACGUAUCGCGGUGGGACGCGUCAGAUACGUGGGCCUGGCGGGCGCCAGUACCGCGACGAGCUCGGUGGUGGUGGGCGCGGAGCUGGUGCACGGGCUGCAGCCCGGCCUGCCGAGGAACGACGGCCUCUACCGCGGACGCAGGUACUUCCUCACGCCUCCCCUGCACACCGCGCUCUUCGUACCAUUCUCCAAGGUCGUCAUGGCAUGGGCUAACUAACUCAUUAACGGUAAUCACUCCAUUAUUGACUUUAACACUGUUUUAAUAAGACUUAUAAUCAUAGGCGUAGCCAGAUUUUAGUUUCCAAUGUGUGACCAAAAAAAAAUAACCUCCAUACGUGAAAAAAAUAAACAAUUUAUGUAAUAUGUAAUAAACAGAUUCAUAGGUAGUCAUAGAGACCUUUGCCAAACGGGGAUGUACUAUGCUAACUGGAAAAAUAACGAUCUGUUAUGUCUAGGUACGUUUUUUUUCAGGGGGGGGGGGGUUGAACCCCCAAAACCCCACCUGGCUACGCCUAUGACUCCAUUAUUGACUUUAUCACACUUUUAAUAAGACUUAUAAUUGUAUGCAGUGGUUUUUGAGCUGUGAUUGUGGUCUAAAAUGCUGCAUAUAGUUGUGAGUUAAAGUUUUGUCCAUAUGUCGUUAUAAUAUUGGAUGUUGUAAGAUUUUUUCGUACGGGAUUGGUAAUAUAAUUAUGUCAAGUCAAUUUGUAUCUCAAAGCAGGAGAAGGAACGGGGUGGUUUUUAGUCAGUAAGUCAAUUUGUAUGAUUAUAUGUCUAAAUAUUUUUGCGAUAUAUGGACUUAAUGACCGUGGUAGUGAUAAAACCUUAAUCCAGAUUCUGACAAAAUUAAAAUAUAAGUAAAUAUAAUACGACAUUUAUGCCCGAAUACUCAAACGCUACUCAAUUUUAAGACGCUCUCAAGUGUAGUUCUAUCUCUAAUAAUUCUUUAUAAAAUGACAGAGAUAGCACUAUAUUUAAGUACAACUUAAAAUUGAGUAGUAUUUGAGUAUUUGGGCGUUAAUUCGUGAAAAAUGGACUAGUAUGGAAAUAUUGAUAUUGGUAAAGGUGCGAUGAUGAUAAUUGAAAUGAUAGUUUUAACGCUUAGCUUUGAUGAUGGAAUUUAAAAAAGGUUAAAAGCUGUUGCGCUAUUUAUUGUACGAAUGGUUAAAGUAUUGAAAUUAGUAAAGAUAACCCCAGAAGGUGACGAAAUAAUAAUAUAAUAGGGAAAAAUAUUUAUUAUUAUUAUUAAAAUAUAAUAUAGGUACUAUUAUAGCUUACUGGAUUCGCAUUUAUACUUGGUAAUAAGAAUUAUUAAAGUCGUAUUAAAACUCGAAACAACAAUUAUGGAAAAUUCUAGUAUAUUAUAAUUAUAUAUAUAAUUAUAAGUAUAUUGAUAUACUUUCGAAAUAAAUACAAAAGAACAAGUAUUAUUCAUUCAGAUGUAAUUAAAAUGAAAUUAGAAAUAAUCAUAGUGAAGAUCUGUCAAAUUUUUUAUAUAAAUAAGAUUCGUGUAACAUAUACGUACGUACUUGUAUAUUUGUGCUUUGCAAUAUAAAUUGAAGGUGAAUCGUGGUAGAUGUUACAUUGUUUUAUCGAUAAAAAUACUUACUUGAAUAAAAGAACAAGGAUUUUAUGAAGGAAAAAGAAAAGAGAGAAUUUUAGUCUAGUAGUAAAAAAGCCAUCAACACGUAGUAAAAUCUACUUAACCUCUGGUAUAAAAGACAUAAUAGAAAACACAUUCACACUAGCUCCAUCUGGUGAAAUUACUUCUUCUUACAAAGUAAAUAAGUGUAUUUAUCGAUUGAACAACGUAAAGUAGUAAUUAAUUAGGCAUUUUUAUUUCAUAUUAGCUCAACAGCUUAAUAGUCAAGCAUUCAGCAUUAAGACAUUUUAAAUGUUUAGUAAAUAAAAUUUGUAUGGAAUUGAGUGUACGCCUAACUAUGCUUAUCUUGAUAUUAUACAUAGUAUGUGUAUAGAACAUAGAAGCACAUAGUGGAAGUUAGAUAUACAAUGUACAAUCGACGCAUUUGAAUCGUGACCUACUUAAAAAAACGCUUCUAAUCGUCAGAACAACAAAGUCAUCAGGAAGUACUGUAGAAUGUCGGUAGCUGAAGCUUACACUGGGUCAUAAUGAAAUUUGUCGAUUGUACAUUAUGUUUCAAUAUUCGUAAUUUAACUAAAAUUGGUACUUUUGCGAGAAUUAGCACUGCCGACUUGUGUGAGAUUAAUUACUAGACGUUUUUACGAAAAUAGAACAUUCUAGAAGUGACUGUCUUACAUUUUUAACAGCUACUCACAAUUUUUCCUAGACAGUCUAUUAUUAAUGUAAAUUGCACCCUAUACCAAAGAACAUAAGACCUAAUUUGGAUUGUGUUCAGUUCAAUAGGCUAGUUAUAUGCAUUUUAUAUGUGUAUUAAUGUAUGCCUAAGAUCAAUGGACGAGAGAAGGAGGUUAGUAUAAGAUUAAUUAUUAUUUUUAAGAAAUAAAUGUUUUUAAUCUGUAAUUACUGGGUCUUGUCGUCAUAUAAUGGGACAGGAAUAAGAAUUAACGUAAUAGUUUACUAUCAUGUAAUCGGUAUUAUUAAAUAAGAAUUUAAUUCAGACAUUUAACUCUCGGUUUUUGAAAGAUUGAUCACAAGUUAGACCAUUGUUGUUAUCGAUACAUCGGUAAAUCGAUAUAUUCAUACCGAUAAAUCGGAUGAUUCGGUUUUGGAAAAGUGGUGACUGGUUAUGUAAACUAUUAAACUUUAGUUGAAGAUUUCUUCAUUGACAAUGGGUUCUUGCUUGUAUGUUAUGUAUUUUCAACAAAGUCUAAGUUAAUCUAAAAUGGUCAGUUUUUCAAAAACCUAGUGUUAGAUGUCAGUGUGUUUAGAGUUCUAUAUCAAGCAUAAAGUAAAGGAAGAAGCUCUGUGUUAAAUAGAAAAUAAACUAUAUUAAUGUUUACUGUAUCUAACCUCCUAAAUUGGUGUUAUAAUAAGUCUGCAGUCAGAUACAGGUCAUAGCUCAGGCCUAAAGAAACUAAAAGAUAUAUUUUAAAGCUUAAUAUAUUCUUAGGUAUUCCAGAAUAACCAGUUAAUCUCAAAAUAAAAUACUUUUAUAAGACUUAGAGGACAUAAUGCUUCACUAACGCCAUCUCUUGAGCGCAAAACGAACUUAUCUGGCUCUAUAAAAUUCCUACGAAUAUGAACCGUAUCUGACUGCAGUAUAAGGUGUUAUUUCUCUUGCCUUCAUAUUUCUAUUAAUAAUAUAAAGGUAAUAGAGGUGUAAUAGUCGUAUUAUUAAUUUAUUUAAAUAGUAAUAAUAGUGAAAUGGGUAGAUAAUUGUGUUAAUUGUGUAGAUACACGUGAUCUAGCGGCGAAGUACUUCAUAUUUGUAGUAAGCCUCGGAUUCUGGACAACAUGUUUUACAACGUGUCACGCAACGUGUUACUGUUACUUGUUGCAGCAACAUUACAUACAAAGCACAUACAAACUUGCAACGUUACACGUUACGAAAAAGUUUAAAUAAAAAGGUCCUCUAUCUGAUGGUUUAACCUAGUUUUAUAUUAACUAGGCAGGGUGGAAAUUAAUGAGCAGUCGAUGUGUAACGUUGCAAGUUACAGGCACUACUUACUAGUCAGUAUCAAACAACACGCAACAUGUAACAAGACACGUUGCAACAUGUUGAAGCGAUCUACAGCGAAUACGAGGCUUUAGUGAAUAAUUAAUUAUCGUGUAUGGCUAAUUGCUCAUACUUCUACAAUGGUGCUCUCUUACUUUCGUCUUUUCUAUACAGGCUGUUGUUAUUUUUUUAUCAGUUUUUCGAAACACUCUGUCUAUGCUUGCUUCCUUUAAACUUUAUUGCGGAGUUGUAUGAGUCUCCAUCUUAACAGUCGAAUUGUUUAACGCAUAUUUUAUAUAUCAUAAAUACUUAUUUUUCUAUACUCGUCUACAAUUUUAUACUGUACCAAGGGAUCGAAGGCUACCGCGGUCUGUAUCUGGGAUUUUAUUUGAAUACUUUGGAUGUACUGUCGAGGAAGAACGUAAACUCAUUCAUAUAAGUCUUAUACUUUGAUAUUGUAACAUCAGUCAUACGCGAAAUUAAAUUUCGAUGUUGCUAAUAUAAAACAAAAGAAAUUACUUGCGUUCCCUUUUUAAAGAAAUAUUUUUUCCAAUACAAAUCCCAAACAAAACAAGGAAGGGAUAUAUAGAAUAGAAUCAGGCGUUACUUUUCUUUAAUUGUGAGCGGGAGGGUGCUGUACACCAUAUGUUGAAAAUACAUCUACAAGCGGAAUGAAAACGAAAAAUUCAUUGUAUUGUUAGUAUGACAAGGAAAGGAGUUUAAAAACAUUGAAAGAUUUUUGCGUACUUCCUAGUCAGUACAGGGCCAGUUAUUGCAUAUCAAAACAAAAUAAUAAAAUAAAUAAAUCGUAGUGAAAUAUUUUCCUAUCUCUGCUACAAAUGUCUUUGAAAAUUUUUGAUGUUAGACAAAGCUUAGCUUAGCCGUUUCGAAUGUGUAUUGAUGUAUAGUGUAACAUAAAUGUAUUUAUAAGAUUAACUUCUAUACUUUGUGUUGUGUUUGAGAACUAAAUCAAAUAGCUAAAAUGCUAAAACCAUUACUUUUAAUUAGUAAUGAAAAACGACAUCCCAUUUUGACCAAGAUUACUAAUGAGGUCCAAUUACCCCAAUCUACCCAAUCCCCGAUUCUCCAACAACCCUUAAAUUCCUAACCCCCAAAAGGCCAGCAAAGCACUUGUAACAUCUCUGGUGUUUCGGAUGUCCAUGGGUGGCGGCGAUUGCUUACCAUCAGAUGAUCCGUCUGCUCGUUUACCGGCUUAUACCAUAAAAAAUCUAAUAUAGCAACAUUUGAUUUUAAACCUUUCUCUAGGUAUGAAACUUAAAAAAUCAGACCUUUAUGCAAAUCUAAUAUGUAUCUAAUAUAAAAUAGUAUCUCAAGCACAACAUAAAGUAAAUAGCUUUAUACCAAAAAUAUAUUUCUCUACUUAUCUUUAAACGCGAACAAGCGUUAAACCUGUAAUUACCUUCUAAUCUAACGUUACACUGCUUGAUACAGCAACAUGUUACGCUGCUUCAUCUAAAGCACGUAGCGCAACACUCAUUUAAAAUAAUGUUCUAGUAAUUUGGCCUAAGUAGAAUUUACUUCAGCAUUUUACCAACUAGUUAUCAUUAACAUACAUUUGAAAGAUUUUGGUAGGGAAGCAAAGAUAUGUGAUUGUCUAACAGUGUCUUAUUAUGUAUGGUUAGGAUACGGUUAGCGCAACGGAUUUGUUUGAAGAGAUUAAUUUAAAAUAUUUCACACAUCAUUAUAGAAAGAAAAAGUGCUUAGUUUAAAGAUAUCCCGUUAGCGCAAUGAGUUUUGCGCAUAGUUGUGCACUUGCGCAACCAAUAGAAACUAAUUUGCGCAAAUGUUGACAGUGACAGUGAUGAAAUAUUUUUAGAUUCUGUGUAAAAUAUUUUCUAACUAAUCUCUUAACGUCUAGAAAGGUCUAUACAGCUCAAACGUACAAAAUAUACCUAAGGUUUGAUCUCAAAUAUUUUAUUUUUAUUUAUUUCUUUAGCAAAGUAAGCAUCAACUGUGAUUUUUAAUUUAUUUGGUCUGAGUUUGUCAGUAUUAUUCUUAUUAAUAUUCUGUUUCUUUUUGUAAUUAAAUUCCAAAAAAUGCCUGUGAAUUUCAGCGGCUUAGUAAUACGGGCUAACUUUACGCAUUUUUUAUAGAAAUAUAGAUUUGUUUGGUUUGAAAAAUUGGUAGUGAAAGGCUUAGGAAAGAUAUUGAAAGGCAAGUAUGUAAAUUAAGCAAAAAAACAUUGAUUCACGAAAAUCUUUAUAAUAAUAUGUAAAGAUGGCCAUAAAUCGGCUUACAGAGGAAAAAUAGUGUUCAUCAAAAUGUGCCAAACAAUGGCUAAAUGUCAAGAGUGUAUUAUAGCAUCUGUCUGUACAAAUCGCCUUUGCCUAAUUAUUAAAAAAAACAUGGUCAUAAAGCUCAUCAUUUUUAAUCUGUGCCGAAAUUCUGUCAUGGCAAUACAGCGGUCUAAAAAUGUUGCAAUAUGAAAAAAAUAUUUAAAUCUAUGUCCUAACUACAAAUGAUUCUUCUUGCCUAUCUUUAUGUACAACUUAUGUACAACUCUGUUUGUAUAUGUGUAUACCUGUUAUGUAUAGGUAGUCUGUCAUAUAUGUAAGUAGAAUCUUAGAUCGAAACACCCCUAUCUAUGCUGUUGAUGAGAUCAAAAGAAAUCUAUUUUAAAUAUCAUUGUACGAGAUUAUAUGUUAAGUGUAAGAAAUAAAAGUAUUAAAAAUA